Molecule: messenger RNA, 1398 nt
Organism: Cygnus olor (mute swan)
Lineage: Eukaryota; Metazoa; Chordata; Aves; Anseriformes; Anatidae
Product: RNA-binding protein FUS-like
Exons: 6
Coding region: 122-823 (233 amino acids)
Source: RefSeq, a predicted model, not a curated record
GAUGGAACCAUAACCCCCCCCCGCAGCAAUCGCACGCUCCGGCCGAGCCUAUAAAGGGCGGGCGGGGGGCGCAGUGCGGCCGCCACGUGGAGGGGAAGCGGCGGAGCAGGGCGGCACCGCCAUGGCCUCCAACGAUUACAGCCAGACAGCGACGCAAAGCUACGGCGCGUACCCGACCCCGCCGGGCCAGGGCUACUCGCAGCAGAGCAGCCAGCCCUACGGGCAGCAGAGCUACAGCGGCUACAGCCAGUCCGCCGACACCUCCGCCUACAGCCAGAACAGCUACAGCUCCUCCUACGGCCAGACCCAGAGCAGCUACAGCACCCAGUCGACCCCUCAAGCCUACGGCAGCACCAGCGGCUACGGCAGCAGCCAGACGUCGCAGACCUCCUACGGGCAGCCCUCCUCCUACCCCAGCUACUCCCAGCCGCCGGCCGCCAGCUCCUCCACCGGCAGUUAUGGGAGCAGCUCGCAGAGCUCGAGCUACGGCCAGCCCCCCAGCAGCGGUUAUGGGCAACAGUCGAGCUACAGCAGCCAGCAGCAGAGCUACAACCAGCAGUCCUCCUACAAUCCCCCGCAGAGCUACAGCCAGCAGAGCCAGUACAGCGGCGGCGGCGGCGGUAGCGGCGGAUCCAGCAGCUACGGGCAGGAGCAGUCGUCCAUGAGCGGCGGCGGCGGCGGAGGCGGUGGCUACCAAGAGCAGAGCGGUGGCUACGGAGGGGGCCAGCAGGAGCGGAGCCGCGGCCGGGGCGGUUACGGCCGGGGGGGCUACGACCGCGGUGGCCGCGGUAGCCGGGGAGGCCGAGGAGGCAACUUGGGGUAGGUUUCAUGGGGCAUCCGCCGCGGGGAUUUGGGGAAAAAAGGGUCUGGGGGGAAAAAAAACGAUGAUAAAAAAAGGGAGACAGAAAAAUUUGGGGGGUUUUCCCCCAAAAAAAGCUAGCUCUCGGGUGGUUUUAACCAAAACGAGCGCAAACACCCCCCAAAAAAAAGAGCGAAGAGGUUUUAAAGGGGGGCAGCUGGAGGGGCGCUGCGGAGGCGCACGGAGCGGUAAGAGCCCCCCCCUGCAAAAACGGGGGGAAAAAAGGGUGUUUUUGGGGCAAAAAAGAAAAAACUCAGCAAACCUGGUUGCGAAAGGUCGCUCGUAGCCUCUCUGGUGCUUGUCACGGUGGGGGCACGUGCCCCGGGUUUAAAAAAGGAAAAAAACAGGAAAAAAGAAAUGGUUUGUUUUGAGGUCACUGCAGAAAAAAACAAACAAACAAAAAUGGCAAUUUUUGGGUGUUUUGGAAACUUUUUAAUGCUGAUUUCUGGGUGAGACUUGAACUGGAGUGUCUCGGUGGUGUCCCGGUGCACGAAGGGAGGAGGAUUUGUAAAGAAAAUGACAAAAAAAACGUUGAUGGU